Messenger RNA from Protobothrops mucrosquamatus (brown spotted pit viper), 1178 nucleotides. RefSeq names its product cyclin dependent kinase 1 (gene CDK1). The record is from RefSeq and is a predicted model, not a curated record. Gene Ontology annotation, biological process: protein phosphorylation; mitotic G2 DNA damage checkpoint signaling; G2/M transition of mitotic cell cycle. Lineage: Eukaryota; Metazoa; Chordata; Lepidosauria; Squamata; Viperidae. The transcript is spliced from 8 exons. Gene Ontology annotation, cellular component: nucleus. Bases 68 to 982 code for a protein of 304 amino acids. Gene Ontology annotation, molecular function: RNA polymerase II CTD heptapeptide repeat kinase activity; ATP binding; cyclin-dependent protein serine/threonine kinase activity.
CCACGCUCGCUCCUUCAGGAAGCGCCCAGAAGGGAGCCGGAGCCGUGCACGGCUCGAAUCCUUUGGCAUGAUGGACGACUACACCAAGAUAGAAAAGAUUGGUGAAGGAACAUACGGCGUGGUGUACAAAGGCAAGCACAAGGCCACUGGCCAAGUGGUGGCCAUGAAGAAAAUCCGUCUGGAAAGCGAUGAAGAGGGUGUCCCCAGCACGGCCAUCAGGGAAGUUUCCUUGCUGAAAGAGCUACACCAUGCCAAUAUUGUGUGUCUUCAGGAUGUUCUUAUGCAAGACUCAAGGCUUUACCUUAUCUUUGAAUUUCUUUCCAUGGAUCUCAAGAAAUACUUGGAUUCUAUCCCAUCGGGACAGUAUUUAGAUCGUAUGCUCGUUAAGAGUUACUUGUACCAAAUCUUGCAAGGCAUUGUGUUCUGCCAUUCAAGAAGGGUUCUCCACAGAGACCUGAAACCUCAGAACUUGCUAAUCGAUGACAAUGGUGUGAUUAAACUAGCCGACUUUGGGCUGGCGCGCGCUUUCGGCAUCCCUGUGCGUGUCUAUACACAUGAGGUUGUAACCUUGUGGUACAGAUCCCCAGAGGUCUUGCUUGGCUCUGCCCGCUACUCGACUCCCGUAGAUAUAUGGAGCAUCGGGACCAUCUUUGCAGAAAUGGCCACCAAGAAGCCACUGUUCCACGGGGAUUCGGAAAUCGACCAGCUCUUCCGGAUCUUCAGAGCGUUGGGGACCCCCAACAAUGACGUGUGGCCGGAAGUAGAAUCCUUGCAGGAUUACAAGAACACCUUCCCCAAAUGGAAACCGAGCAGUCUGGCGUCGCAAGUGAAGAAUUUGGACGAUGAAGGCCUGGAUCUGCUCUCUAAAAUGUUGAUCUACGAUCCCGCAAAAAGGAUUUCCGGCCGUAUGGCCCUGAAUCACCCAUACUUUGACGAUCUGGACAAAUCGAAACUCCCAGCCAACCGGCUCAAGAAAUGCUAACUGUUGGUUUGUGGAGAUGCUGCUGUGCGGGAGUUUGCUACGAGAGUAUGCAGAAGUCGUUGCUCCUCUUUUUUUUAUAUGUGUCUGUCCUGAUCUAAAAUUAUAGCCCUGUUUAGAGCACCCUAAAUGUAAAAUCCUCCUCAACUGUAAAUAUUAAGCGAUUUAGCCCUCAAUAAACUUGUGCACUGUUAAUUAU